This is a messenger RNA of Peronospora matthiolae, 1296 nucleotides long. NCBI's taxonomy places the organism in Eukaryota, Oomycota, Peronosporomycetes, Peronosporales, Peronosporaceae. The record is from the annotation of a GenBank genome assembly.
AUGGACUUCGCCUCGCCCAACGAGUCGGACGUGGACAUGAUGCACGACGACUCGAUGCUCCACGUGAACCUCGCGGCCCAGUACAGCCACCACCACCACCACCAGCAGCAGCAGCAGCAGCAACACCACCACCAACAUCGAUCCCAGUCGUCUCAAUCCCAGUCGUCCCAAUCCCAGUCGUCCCAACCCCAGGCGUCCCACUUGCAACCUCCGUCCCAGCAGCGGUCGCUCCAUCUCCACGGGUCCCUCCCCACUUCCGACCCGCACUCGGUCUUCCCCGGCGUCUACGUGCCUGGCCUCAACCACAUGGACCCGCAGCCGCAACAGGGCGACGCCAUGGAGGAGUACGCGCGGCUCAUGGGCAUUAAAGUGGAGAGCGACGACCCCCACGUCGUCCCCAACGGCAGCGCGUUCACGAACAUGGCCAAGAUCCAAGCGAACGCCGCGUACUUUGAGAACCUCAUGAGCGCGCGCGACCGCAACGAGGCCAUGGACGACGGUACCAACAUCACGUCCAUGACGCUGCCGGCGGGCAUUGGCAGUGGCUUGAACGGCCAGUUUAUGGCCGCCCCUGGAAGCGUCCUGGCGCCCACGCCCCCGCUCUUUAGUGCCACGUCCGAGCUGGCGUUCCAGGAGAGCAGUUCGCGGCUCUAUGACCCGUCGUCGUCGGGCUUCUCGGGGCAUACCGCGCCACUGCCGUUUCACAAGGGCCCUCAAGUCCGACCGAGUAUGUUGCCGCCGGAUCUCGUGGGCUCGCAGACGCUGCCGCCCGAGAUCAUCUCGGCUAUGAUCAAGAACAACCCGUCGCACAACUUUGACAACUUGAGUGAGGACGAGAAGCAGGCGCUGAUCAAGGAGGAAAAGUCGCGGGAGCGCAAUCGCGACCACUCGCGCAAGUCGCGGCUGCGUAAAAAGGAGUUUGUCGAGUCGCUCAAGCACGAAGUCGGACAGCUCCAAGUGUACCAGCAGAUUUGCGAACAAUGUAUGGACUGCAUUGCGCUCGUGGUGGCCGAGGCGUCGGCGGUUUUUCUCUACUCGAGUGCUGCCUACACGCGCGUGCUGGGAUACCAGAACCACCAGAUUGUGCCUGGUCAGACGAGCUUCUUGGACAUGGUGCAUCCGAGCAAUGUGCAGGAAGUUCGCGCGGUGUUUACGAAGCUCAAUACGCUUGGCGAGACCCACAGAUUCAAGUUCCGGAUAAAGUCAAUGGAUGGCGAGUACUUCAACGCGGAGACGUCGGCGCGCAUGGCAGAGAAGGGUGUUGUGUGUUCGACGCGUGUGAACCGCGACAUGUAA